Molecule: messenger RNA, 1244 nt
Organism: Aphanomyces astaci
Lineage: Eukaryota; Oomycota; Saprolegniomycetes; Saprolegniales; Verrucalvaceae
Exons: 1
Coding region: 511-972 (153 amino acids)
Source: RefSeq, a predicted model, not a curated record
GUCCUUUCAUACUUAGUAAAGACAUACAAGCAUGUGGGGUGAUACUGCUGGAAAUGACAGUGAUUUUGGCGUCCCACUCGACAUGCCUUAUCGUUAUUCGGCUCACUACCUACUAUUUCGACGCCCCCAUCGUCGAUUCGGGUGGUCUGUGACACUGCGUCGACAAAUGGGGCAUGUGGCAGCGGCCGCGUUGUCAAUCCAAGUCGAGAUGCACUCGGCGUGGAACGAGUGGCCACACGCCAAAGUGGUGGCGUCGGGGGUGCCCACAAAGACGGCGGUUAGGCAAAUGGAGCAGUCGUCACGAAGGACGGUUGAGUUCAGCAAUGCCACAGAUACACCGGGGGGGACGUCGAGGAAGUGGAGCAGCAGCGCCUCAACACUGUCCAACGCGUCGUGAGUCGACGCUUCACGGCGAAAGCGUCCACAUAGCCACAGCACGCACAACAAGCGAGCGAAGAGGCGCCCAAAACCAACAGUCCUCUCGUGGACGACCGACUUGGAAAUGAGCCAAUGUUUCCGGGGCCAAGGCACGGUCAGCACCAUGCGCAGCAUCCACGCGAUCUCAGGGUGCAACCGAUGGCGGCUGUGCGCCUGUUCCAACUCUUGAUGGAGCGCGUGGAAGUGCGAGAAGCGACGGCGUACGACCCACGACGCAGAUGUGACGGGACAUGUCAGCGCCAUCGAGUACAUUGUGAUCGGGCGGGUGAGGGACCGAUUGGUUGUGGACAGAUCCGCCGGUCGGACCGCCGACGACGUAGACGAACACGCCAGUGGUCGACCGAUUUCGUUCGAUGGAGGUUGUUGUGUCGUGUGGCGGACGACCCAGUUAUCCAGAGCGUCGUGUAUUCGAAGCAAGGCCGAGUCCAACAGGUCCUGACCCGUCUUGGCGUCACUGCACGCGCGCCACAAGCAUGUCAGGUCGAGGGUGAGAGCCGCAAGUGCGUCUUCGCGACUUCGAACGGUGGUUCGUAGUAUCUUGCUCAAUGCUCUCCAUGUGGAUGGUUCGUCACGACCGACGAAUAUCCUCAAGGAAGCAACAACUGGCUGAAGCAUCCAUUCCACAUACCGCAGCGACGAAACUUUCUUGCUGUCGGAGUGGAUUCUAGAGAGGGUCCGUCCCAGCAGCCACACAGCAGCUGCGCUACGAGGAUCACUGGAAUCGUCUGUAGCCAUCGCGUCCUGGCUAAAUUCCGCCACGUUCGCUCGAAAUUUGCCGAAUGGCACUUUACGUUCUUGCGGCGAAA